AACUUAUUAAAUAUAUCUAUUUGAUAAAUUGAACCUCAAGCAGGUUCCUCCACCUUUCCCCUUCCCAGAAAAUAAUGUCCUAUGGUUCUGGCAACAAAAGAAGAGCCAUUAAAGAAGAAUCCUUUGACAAUUCAAAUUUUUCUCGAGUGAAAAGGCGGAAGUCUAGUGUCGACAACAUGUUCAAUUCGUCGGAUGAUAUUCCCAUGUUUCGGGCCAUCAUAAAAACUUCGGACGCGGGUGCAAUAAUUGGUAAAGGUGGCGAGAACAUUAAACGGCUGCGAGCCGAAUAUUCUGUCAAUAUGUCUAUUCCCGAUUCCAAGUCUCCAGAAAGGGUUCUGAUGAUCAAAGGCGAAAUUGACAAAAUUUGUGGGAUAAUAUUAGAAAUCUUGCCUUUAUUCGAAGAUUAUAAAAAUUUUGAUGAUCUCAAUUUCGACGCCGAGCUGCGGAUGCUUGUCUUGGCUGGUUUCGUCGGUGCAAUAAUGGGAUCCUCUGGAACAAAGAUUAAAGCUCUUCGAGAGGAUACUGGAGCAAGUAUUAAAGUGUACGAAGACUGCUGCCCUUUCAGCCACGAAAGAGUUUUCAGAAUAAAUGGUACACCUGAAGUGCUUGUAGAAGUGGUCAAACGAAUCCUAGAGAUCGUACAAGAAUCUUCUGCGACAAGACCUCAAAAAGAACCGGUGUACUAUGACCCAAACAAAACAGCGUCGCCAGAUUUUCCCGAAACGGAAAUACAGCCUAGAAUGUCAGGUGGAUCUAUGGGAGGCGCAUCCUCGCGAAAUUCAGGGGGGCGCGGCCACCACGGGGGUUAUGGAGGAUCAGGCGAUGCGGGGUUCCAAGACCGGCGACCUGAGAGACAUCAGAGAAACAGCGGGGGUAGUCAUGGACAUGGAGGCCGCGGAUCAGGCAGUGGUAGGUCGAUGCCUCAAAUGGAUGUCAUGGAUAAUCCUUCACCUAUGGGACCAGGCGCUUUUGGAACCUUCAAUGAAUUCUCACCCGGGCAUUCUAUGAGUGGUGGCGCACCCCAUGGUUUUCAAUCGUACGGAGGUCCCCAGUCGUUCCGUCAAGGGGGCCCAGAGUUUGCCAUGGACGGAGGUGACGACACGAGGACGAUGAAGGUUUCAAUUAAAAAUGAGGACGCAGGUGCUGUGAUUGGUCCGAAGGGAGCUACGAUCAACCGGGUUAGAGAGAGAUCUGGCUGCAAUAUCAAAAUAGAUGACGGCAGAAGUCCAGAAAGCAUAAGGGGAAUGAGAAUUAUAACGAUUACUGGAACAGACCAGCAAAUUCAGUUCGCUCAAUAUUUGAUGCAACAGAGCGUGAAAGCGGAUAAUUCUCGUUUUGAGCGUGGGAAUCAGCAGCGAGGGGGUGGAGGAGGAGGCGGUGGCCACCACACAGGGGGAAACAGAGGCAGGUGAUGCGAUGGAUCACGUGAUCACCCCUCACCUGCUGUAUGUUUGUACCUGAUUACUCUGAUUCUAAGUGAAGACACCGAAUGACACAUUUGCUGCUGCGAUUGAAAUCCGCCCGGCCGCCUAUCUAUUUUGUAUGUGAAAAAUAUUAACAAACUAUUCAAUGACUUGAAAUGAAUCUUUCUUGUUACUAUGGAAAAUUUGAUUAUUUAAUGUGAAGAUCCAAUUACUUACUACAAAAUAUCAUCCUCCUAACCCUUACACAAACACUUGUGCUGAGUCCUUAACAUGCUGUGAUGCAAGAUUUCAUUUGACCCUAGAAAUAAUUAUCGAUCAAAUCAAUAAUUUAUAAACUCUGUGUAAAAUUGAACAUGUUGUCUUGAACUAUUAGUAUUAUAUCAAUCAGAGAAAGUUUUCUAUUAUGCUCAAACGUUUGGUUUCUGGAAUACCUUUCAGUUUUAGAUUACUCACCGAUUUUUCGAAAUCUAUAAUACGGCUUGUUCAAAUUUGGUUACUGCGUUUUAUAUGUUGGCCUGCUCCCGCUUUAUUUAACUUCACCUUUGCCCUUUCCACACAGUUUUGUUGAUAGAGGAUGUAAAAAAUCUCAAUUAUCAUCACAGAUUCUCGUAAAUGAUAAUGUCCAAUUCAAAAAAUUAGAUUGCGUGUUCGUAAAAAGAUUUGAUAUGUUAAGUUAAAUAUAAAAUAUCAAUCUGUUUCUCUAUCUUUGCAGUGAGUGUUUAAAACUUCUGAAACAGUCUAUGAGAUGUUUGUUCAAAGCCUCUUACGCUAUCUAAUUAAGCUCUCCCGUUCUGUAACCAAAUUCAAUUGUUAAUUUUUUUCUCGAAACAUCGUCGUUUAAUUAAACAUUAAAUUACA
Molecule: messenger RNA, 2282 nt
Organism: Symsagittifera roscoffensis
Lineage: Eukaryota; Metazoa; Xenacoelomorpha; Acoela; Convolutidae
Product: heterogeneous nuclear ribonucleoprotein K-like
Exons: 10
Coding region: 75-1412 (445 amino acids)
Biological process (GO): regulation of mRNA splicing, via spliceosome; regulation of transcription by RNA polymerase II
Cellular component (GO): cytoplasm; nucleus
Molecular function (GO): mRNA binding
Source: RefSeq, a predicted model, not a curated record